This is a messenger RNA of Camellia sinensis, 1083 nucleotides long. The record is from RefSeq and is a predicted model, not a curated record. NCBI's taxonomy places the organism in Eukaryota, Viridiplantae, Streptophyta, Magnoliopsida, Ericales, Theaceae.
AUGCCUGUGGGCAUUGCUAAUCAGUUGGAUAGAAUUCAGUCUACUUUUCUGUGGGGUGGUGAUGAGGUAAAGAGAAAAGUGCAUCUUGUUAAGUGGGAGGAGGUGUGUAAAAAUAAGUGUCAAGGUGGGCUUGGUGUGAGGAAGCUUAGUGAAUUCAAUGAGUGCUUGUUGAUCAAAUGGUGGUGGAUAUUUGGUGUAGAAGAUAAGGCCUUAUGGAAAAAAGUGCUGUGUAGCAAGUAUGGUCAGCUUGGAGGUUGGUGGAGUCCAUUGCCAAUGGAGUUAGGGAGGGUUUCUGUUUUGUGGAAGGAUAUUUUGUUCUUAGUUGCUCGAAAUCCAUUUUUGAGAGCGUUCUUUUUCUCUAAUUUUAAGAUUGUGAUUGGGAAUGGGAAUGUUCAUAAAGAUAGUACAAUGUUUGAUUUUGUGCAAAGGAAAAAUGAGGGUGAUGAUUGGAAUCUCAUGUUUAGAAGACAACUUUUUGCUUGGAAAGAGGAGGACCUAUCUAACUUGUAUGAGUACCUUCGAGUUGUACCUACUUUAAAGAGUAAUGUGGAGGAUCAAUGCACUUGGCUGGCUAAUCCAUCUGGUGCUUUUUUUGUAGCCUCUGUGUGGGAUUGGAUGGCUUUGCGUAAAAGGUGUAAUCUCAGAUUUGCAAUGAAUAUCUGGAAGAAUAUUGCACCUCCUAAGACAGAGGUGGAGACACAAAAUCAUGUUUUGCUGCACUAUAGUAGUAUUUGGAAAGUAUGGUCUAGGAUUAUUGAUUGGUGGGGUUUGUGUUGGGCCAUUCCUAAAUCAGUUCAAUCUCUGCUGAGUUGGUGGGUUGGUUUUAAGGUAAAAAAGAAGGUCAAGAUGUUGUGGAGAAUUGUUCCUAUGGCUGUGUUAUGGUCAAUUUGGGAAUUAAGAAAUGCUUGUUUGUUUAAUAAUGCUCAACCUCAUUUUGGAAGAGUUGGUGGAGAUUUGCUAUUCAGUGUAAUGGGGUUGCUGCUGGUGUGUUGGCUGCAAACAGAGGUUGCUGCUGGUGGUUGGGUGUCUGGCUACGGAUACUACUGUCUUGUGGCUACUGCUGUGAUCCCAAUUGUGCUGUGA